Molecule: messenger RNA, 1182 nt
Organism: Neltuma alba
Lineage: Eukaryota; Viridiplantae; Streptophyta; Magnoliopsida; Fabales; Fabaceae
Exons: 1
Coding region: 1-1182 (393 amino acids)
Source: RefSeq, a predicted model, not a curated record
AUGCAACAACCUCUUGGCUAUGAGCACAAAAACAAAGCACUUGUGUGCAAGCUUGAUAAAGCUUUGUAUGGCCUUAAGCAGGCUCCUAGGGCCUGGUAUGUGAAGCUGUCCAGCGUCUUCUAUAAAUUAGGUUUUCAUAGUAGCAAGUGUGAUCAGUCUCUAUUUGUAAGGAUCACAAAAUCUGAUAUUAUACAUGCCUUGGCCUAUGUUGAUGAUAUCAUUCUUACUGGUACAUCCUCUAUGUUAAUCACCAACAUUAUCAUAGCUAUGAAUAAGGAAUUCACACUCAAGGAUCUUGACAGUCUUAGUUACUUCCUUGGUAUAGAAGUUCAAAGGCCCUCUGUUGGUUUACUUGUAUUAUCCAAAACUAAAUACAUUAAAGAUGUGCUUAAGAAGGUAGGGAUGGCUUCAGCAAAAGGUGUUGCAACACCAAUGGUGUCCAUUUUGAAGCUCUUUAAAGAAGGACCUCAUCUAUUUGAUCAACCUGCACUUUAUCAGUUCAUUGUUGGGGCUCUUCAGUAUGCUACCAUCACACGUCCUGAGAUUAGUUUCUCAGUAAAUAAGGUUUGUUGGUUUAUGCAAGCUCCAUUAAAGGAACAUUGGGUUGCUAUCAAAAGGAUUCUAAGAUAUCUUGCAGGAACAAUUAAUCAUAGGCUAUGCUUCACUCCUUCUGCCACAAGAUCUGUUGUGGCCUUCUGUGACUCAGAUUGGGCUGCUGAUUGUAAUGAUAGAAGGAGUGCAAGUGGAUAUUGUAUCUACUUUGGUAGUAAUCUCAUUUCAUGGUCAUCCAAGAAGCAAACCACUGUUACUAGAUCAAGUACUGAGGUAGAAUACCACUUUAUGGUGUCCACUGUCUUAGAGGUCUUAUGGUUAAAGUCUUUAUUUUUUGAGUUAAAGCUCAAGAUUCCUGGCAUACCUCAAAUCUUAUGUGAUAAUCUUGGUGCAGUUCUCAUUAUUGCUAAUCUAGUUCUACAUGCCCAUACUAAACACUUGGAACUUGAUCUGCAUUUUGUUCGUGAACGUGCUAUUCGAGGAGAAAUUUGUGUUACUCACAUACUUGCAACUAGUCAAAUAGCUGAUGGCUUGACUAAGCCCUUGUCCAGCUCAAAAUUUACAGAGUUCAAAAGAGGUCUUCUAAUAGAAGAGUACGUCAAAUUGAGGGGGAAUGAUAUUGUUAAGUAG